This is a messenger RNA of Anopheles funestus (African malaria mosquito), 1897 nucleotides long. RefSeq names its product MKRN2 opposite strand protein. NCBI's taxonomy places the organism in Eukaryota, Metazoa, Arthropoda, Insecta, Diptera, Culicidae. The record is from RefSeq and is a predicted model, not a curated record. The coding region runs from base 319 to 963 and encodes 214 amino acids. The transcript has 6 exons.
ACAUACAUCUAGUCAAUUUGACAGCGGUUUGUGUUAGCAAACGUUUGGUUGCCGUGUUGUCUAGGAAAAGAAAUUUCUUGUGCAGAUGCACACAUUCGAAACAGCAGUAAAGUUAGUAAAAGAACAAUAACGGAAUCUGUGAAACACUCAGUGAUUGACAAACAUUGUGUUCGGAAAUGUGUUCUAUGCCAAUGCUGAAUGGCUCGCCUUCGGUCGUUAACCGUUUCGAGCGGAGAAAUCGGUUCUGAGGGAAAAAAUGUGUACGAUUUUUGCUGUACAUGUGUGGCAAUUUGAACGAUUCAAAUUCUCCGAUUAGGAAUGAGAAAGAUGAUCUAUAGCCAAGAUUUGAUGUGUGUUCGCCACUGCAAUCAAACGAUAUUCUCAUACGAUAUUUUAACCCAGUGCCCGUUGUGUGGCAAAUCUGUGGGUGAAAAUCUGGACAGCACACCGAUCACACUACCUUGUCCAUUUGUCAGAGCAUGCCAAUAUCCAUGCUCCAUUGUACUGCGACCUUCCGUGGGAGACUUCCUAAGCUCCUUUCAAAACCAAACCAAUCUCCACAUUGGGUUAACAUCCUCCAACGGCACCAUAGUAGAAUUCGACGUUAACGGUUUAACAAAAAUACCACCCAAAAGUAAUAAACUCCUCACAGACGAUUGGGACCAGUGCCUUGUGAUUGCUAGCGUACCUGAAUCGUGGCAUGAUCGUUGGGAUGAGGUUUUGGAGAAGAUUUCAUGCGAUCCUUCGUGGAGUAGAGAAAUGUAUCAAGAGAAUACCCAUAACUGCUACGCUUUUGUAUUAAGCUUCCUCAGUGGGCUAGAGUAUGGGGAAUUCUACCAUUUCUGUCAUGACAAAUUGUCGUUCAGUAAGCAGAUCAUUGCUGCGAAGACGCAGAGUGCCGCUAAAUACAUUACCAUUCAUCGUAAGCUUCAAACACGGCACUAUUUCAUCGAAGAACAAUGAUAGCAAUGAUGAUGAUCUUAUGAGCCUAAGCCGGUUCCAGGAACUUGUACAUCUUGGCGUUCAUAUGGACCAGCCUCUACAUGCAAGAGUGGACUAUUAGCUAGUCAAGCCAAGCAAUAGAUUUUAUGACUGGCUGUGUGACUGUGACUGACUGUGUUAUUUCAGCAUUUCAUUACUUUAAACAUUAGCUACAGCAUAACUGAAAGAUUAGAAAUGUUAAGAAUCUCAAAUUUGCGUACACAAUGCGCCUCAAGCAACAGUUUUCGUUGCUCGUUGUUCUCCUUGCAUAGCUAUACAAUCGUUGCUAUAAUAUUUCCCAACAUUUUCAUCAACUGCCGUUUCAAAUUUUUACGGUUUCGUUGCUCUUUAUUUUGGAUUUAAAAGAAUAAAAUAGAUUUUACAGAUGAAGCCUACAUUAAAUAAUUGGUUAUUAAGUUAUAUUAUAAAAGUUUGUAGAUAAAUUUAGGAUCUUUUAAUGUAAUUUUCCAUUUUUCGCUUUGUCCAUAAUAAGUGCGACAUACCCAGUGUGCAUGGUCAAAAAUGCUCGAAUGAAGAAUCUUAAUGCACAGCUACACCGACAACGAAUUCCUUAUUUUCUUCAAAUGUGGUUUGAUUAAUUGUGAGAGUGACACGAUAUUUUAACGAUAUAAUUGUAGAUGAAACAAUGAACCAUCUUUUUUUUUAUUGAUUGGUUACUUUUGUCUUGCUGUUCUUUGAUAAAUGAAAGAAAGUAUUGUAUUUGCACGCACGAUGCUGUUUGCGCUGGUGAUAAUUCUGCUCGUGUAAACAGGCCUUAAAGUUCGAGCAGCUGCUCGACUGGUUUGCUGGGUGUGUGAGUGCGUGAGAGAAUUCAGUCGUCAUAAUUUUCUUCGCAAAGAUCCAAUUUUUUCAUUACCAAUUUUUGCUACAAUUUACCAUCGUGACGAAAAGAAAA